Micropterus dolomieu (smallmouth bass) is the source of this 3146-nucleotide messenger RNA. It is a transcript of the gene ppig, whose product is annotated as peptidylprolyl isomerase G (cyclophilin G). The coding region runs from base 193 to 2313 and encodes 706 amino acids. Gene Ontology annotation, biological process: protein folding; protein peptidyl-prolyl isomerization. Gene Ontology annotation, cellular component: nucleus. NCBI's taxonomy places the organism in Eukaryota, Metazoa, Chordata, Actinopteri, Centrarchiformes, Centrarchidae. The record is from RefSeq and is a predicted model, not a curated record. Gene Ontology annotation, molecular function: peptidyl-prolyl cis-trans isomerase activity. The transcript has 13 exons.
CUGCGCGCCCUACUGCGCACGAUCCUCCAGAUCCAUUGACGUCCCUGCCGCGCCAUCUUUAGAAAACACUAAGCGCAACCAGUCUGUGAGCGCAACGCUGAAUGAAACUUAAUUUUCGCCGUUUGUGAGAACUGCUCGCUGUAUGGAGUGAUAUCCUUGGGUUUCCAGCUGUUUUGAUCAGUAGAGGUGAUCAUGGGUAUCAAGGCUCAGCGCACUCGGUGCUUCCUUGACAUUGGAAUCAGUAAUGUACUCGUCGGCAGAGUUGUGGUGGAAUUGUUUUCAGACAUCUGUCCCAAAACAUGUGAAAACUUCAGGUGCCUCUGCACAGGUGAGAAAGGCAUUGGUAAAGGAACUCAGAAACCCCUGCACUACAAAGGAUGUCUGUUCCAUCGAAUUGUAAAAGACUUUAUGAUUCAAGGAGGAGACUUCAGUGAAGGUAAUGGAAGAGGAGGCGAAUCCAUCUACGGAGGCUUUUUUGAAGAUGAAAGCUUUGCUGUGAAACACAACAAGGAGUACCUGCUGUCUAUGGCCAAUAGAGGCAAAGAUACAAAUGGAUCACAGUUUUUCAUAACAACAAAACCCUCACCGCAUCUGGAUGGUGUCCAUGUAGUUUUUGGUCAUGUGAUUUCUGGCCAAGAGGUUGUUCAAACCAUGGAGAGCCAGAAAACGGAUCCUAAUAGCAGACCAUAUGCUGACGUGAAAGUUUUGAACUGUGGAGAGCUCAUCCCCAAAUCUAAAGCAAAGAAAGAUGGAAAAAAGAAAGAGCGGGCCUCUUCCAGUUCCAGCAGUAGCUCCACCGACUCUGCGAGCUCAUCCGCAUCCUCCUCUGAUUCUGAAGAAUCAGAGAAAGAAUCUAAGAAGAGGAAAAAGAAGGCGAAAAAACUAAAAAAGAAGCAGAAGAAGAAGGAAAAGAAAAGGUCAGAGGCUGAAAGUGCUGAAGAGAAAGAACAAGAAGAGUUGGUUACAUCUACUGUACGUCCUGAGGAAAUUCCACCCAUCCCAGAGAAUCGAUUCCUCAUGAGGAGGAGUCCCCAGCUGGCCCAGAAGUCAAAUGAGGAGCCAGAAAAGGUGCCGCGAAAUAAAGAGGAAAGGCAGAGAGAGAGUACUGGCUCAUUUAAUUCUCAGUCAGCGUUUCACAGGAGAUUAGUGAUGACACGAUCCGGGAGGAAGAUAAAAGGCAGGGGUCCAAGGCGGUAUCGGACUCCGUCACGCUCUCGUUCAAGGUCCAGAGAUCGUUUUCGCCGCAGUGAAACCCCUCCACACUGGCGUCAGGAGAUGAACCGUCAAAGGAUGAGGCCACUCACUGGAGAGCGCUGGAUCAAGGGUGACCGAGGUGACAUGGAUGAGGCCGCUAAACCUCCAAGAAGAGAGAGACGGACCUCCGACUCAAAGCAUGAACACUCAGCUGAGGGUAAAAAAGACAAGAAAACUCAGUCACAUAGGUCCAAAAGCAAAGAAGACCGUGCUGUUGAGAAGGAUGAGAAGCAUAGCAAACACAAGGCAAAGAAAAGAGAAAAGUCUCAAAGCCGCAGUAAAAGCAGAGAAAAGAGUAGGAGGUCAAAAAGCAGAGAAAAGUCUCAGAAACACAAAAGUGAUGACAGGAGAGGUCUCUCAAGGAGCAAAGACCGAAAUGCUAAUAAAAAAGAGGAGUCAGAAUCUGAUCAUAAUAAAGAUAGAAAUAAGGGCCAAGAGUCUGAUAAAAAGCAUAAAGAGGAUACCAAAGGAAGAAAUGGUGAGAGAACUAGGGCAAAGUCUCAAAGCAAGGAAAGAACAACUACAAAAGAUGGACACAGAUCAGGUAGCAGGAACAGGGAAAGGAGUGGACCUGCAGUAUCAAAAGACAAAGAAGAAAAACGAGAAAAGGACAGAGGGGGGAGGGGCAGAGAACGUAGCAGGAGUCAGGAAAGACGACACAACAGCGAAAGGGAGAAUAAGAGGCGCCAAACAUCCAGGGAUAAGGAAUUUCGAACAAGAAGUCCAGAUAGAAACAAGCCAAGAGACUCGCACAGAAGCAGGCGCUCCAGGAGCAAGAGUAACAAGAGAGACCACAGCAAAGACGGGUCAUCUUAUAGAAAGGACAGAGACAGAGAAGUUGCCAACCAAAGGCGAAAACAUAGCAGCAGCUCUGAGAAUGAUAGAGACGACAAACGGAAGAGUCAAAAAAGCCCAGAACGCAAAUGGAGCCGAGCAAAAAGUACUUCCAAAUCCAAAGACCGAAGAAGCCCGGCAAAACCAAGACCGGAUAGUACAAAAGGCAGAGACAGAAACGACAGCAAGAGGAAUAAAUCAAGCUCUAGCUCUGACAGCGACUGAGCCUGUGAUGAGAUCCUAAAGGAACAGAUUGGGAGUUUUGAAGUCUGUCUGUCCAUAUCUUUUUACCCAUUACACACACACACAAUAUGCAGCACCAGCUUUCCAUCCACAGUGGGACUAAUUCACAUUCCUCAUUUAGUGCAAAACCCUCACUCCACAGCUCAGCCAAAGCUAACACAAUUGUCAAAUUCUGUCAAAGCUAAUUCUCAAAACUGACUUGCAACCAUGUGAGCUUUGGCUGAACUGUGGACUUCAAUUUGGUACUGUGAAUGAAUGGAAGUUGUGGAUUUGUCCCCCAUUAAGUGCAUUACACUGUUGAUGGGUAGGUGAAGCUGCAUUGUGGUCAGUUAAGAGAAAAGGCUUUGUUACUGGCAAAGCAGUUCACCUACAGUGUGUAAGUACCAUUUUUUCGUUUGACCAGAGAGUCAGUUUGAAGGCUGUUUGUUUUGAGUUCUUUGGUAAAUUAUUUUUUGGCUUUAGAUCCAUUUAAAAAAAAAAAAGUCUUUCCCCCUGAUUUCUCCAGUAAUUUGUUUUAAUGUUAUUUAACAGUUUGUUUAGGGGAUAAGGACGUCUAAGUUUGGCGUGCUGUGAUUCAAACUUGUCAAGUUGUUUUUACUUCAACAAUCAAUCUGGAAGAGAAUACAUACUUUCUUGCAUGCUUAUCCCUGCCAUGUUAGACGAAAUAUGUACAUACAUAACUUUGUUUUGUACAUCCACAGCAUUUUACUGUAAUCCUGUUUGUUAACUGAUUUUGAGAUACCUCUGGUUUGUUUUUUUUUUUGAAUGAAAAAACAUGUCAUGCUGUAAGUACAAUAUUAAAUCAAUUUGUAUAA